Messenger RNA from Panicum virgatum (switchgrass), 1867 nucleotides. RefSeq lists its product as uncharacterized. Bases 252 to 1529 code for a protein of 425 amino acids. The record is from RefSeq and is a predicted model, not a curated record. The transcript is spliced from 3 exons. NCBI's taxonomy places the organism in Eukaryota, Viridiplantae, Streptophyta, Magnoliopsida, Poales, Poaceae.
CCACGACUUGUUACGUCUGCAAAUUUCAAGAGGUCAGACUCAGAACCCCCCCCCCCCCCCCCCCCCCCCGGGCUGCCUGCUUUCUAGCUACUUAUCAAGGGAGGCACAUCGAUCGGCACAUCAUCUCUCGCUCUACACUACACUACUUCGGCGAGCUACACAGACUACACGGCCGGCGCAGAGUAGAGCAGGCUGUGUACUAGCUAGCGAGUUAAAGCAGCUAGCAGGCUGAUCAUUAAGCGGCGCCAGCGAUGGCGAAGGUCGCCGCGGAGGCCGCGGGCCGGCAGGCGGCGUCCUUCGUGCUCGGCUGCGUCACCGCGCUGACAGUGGUCGUGCUCAUCCUGCAGCGCCGCCCCGAGGAGCUCACCCGCCCCAGGGCGCCGGUGCAAUUCUUCGCCGGCUCCAGGUCGGAGUCGUCACCAUCAUCAGGACGACGCGGCGGGGCAUCAUCUUCCGGAUCCUCGUCGUCGUCGACGCCGGCAGGUCAGACGACGGCGAUCGUCGCAGCUGAUGAUGGCCAACCGCAGGCAGCCGAUCCCGUGCAGGCCAACGCCACAAAGCUGAAGCCUGCAGCUGCUGGCGCAGGAGGCGCUACCACUGCUGCUGCGGCCGCCGAUGAUCUACGCCGCGUUCCGGCCACUCCCGCACAUCGCCAACAAGAGGGCGAGGCCGCGGACGACGACGCCGAGUUCCCGGGCCUGGCCGCCGUGGUGGCGCGCGCGGCGACGGCGGACGACCGGACGGUGAUCAUCACGUGCGUGAACCACGCGUGGGCGGCGCCGGGGUCGCUGCUGGACCUCUUCCUGGAGAGCUUCCGCGUGGGCGACGGCAUCGCGGAGCUGCUGGGCCACGUCCUCAUCGUGGCCAUGGACCCGACGGCCAUGGCCCGCUGCCGCGCCCUGCACCCGCACUGCUACCUCUACACCAUGCCCGGCGUCGACUUCGCCUCCGCCAAGUUCUUCCUCUCCAAGGAGUACCUCGAGCUCGUCUGGAGCAAGCUCAAGCUCCAGCGCCGGGUGCUCCAGCUCGGAUACAACUUCCUCUUCACCGACGUUGACAUCCUGUGGUUCCGGAACCCGUUCAAGCACGUGACGGCGUACGCGGACAUGAGCAUCUCCAGCGACGUCUUCUUCGGCGACCCGGACAACAUCGACAACUUCCCCAACACUGGCUUCUUCCACGUGCGGCCCAACAACCGGACGAUCGCCAUGACCAGGGCGUGGCACGAGGCGAGGGAGAGGUACCCGGGCAGGAACGAGCAGCCGGUGUUCAACGCCAUCAAGAAGGAGCUCGUCAGGGACCUCCGGCUGCGGGUGCAGUACAUGGACCCGGCCUUCAUGGGCGGAUUCUGCAGCUACGGCAAGGACCUCCGCAGGAUCUGCACCAUGCACGCCAACUGCUGCGUCGGGCUGGCCAACAAGCUCAGGGACCUCGGGACCCUGCUCCAAGACUGGAGGAACUACACCGCCAUGCCGCACUGGGCCAAGCAACACGCCAAGUGGACAGUCCCGGGAGCCUGCAUCCACUGAUGAUCAUGCACACCGGGGCUUUUGGAUUAUUGAUGGAUUAUUUGUUUUAGUUUUGUUUCGGAUAGAUUUGCACUGUUGGAUAUAUACCAAAAGAGUUAUUUUGCUGCCCUUUAUAAUUACUUUGUAUAAUAACCACCAAAAUACAUACCCGUACACUUACUAUACUGCUAGUACUGUGUCUUGGAUACUAGAUAUAUACCAGACAUUCAGACAAGGUGGCAAAGUCGGGUUUGUUGGAUACCAGAAGAGUAGUCAGUCCUUUACUACUGUAUAUCAGAAAAAUAUAUAUCUGUAAACUUAUAUAUUACUCUUAUGAUGAAUAGCGUGCCUUCUGUGUA